UGCAUGCGUACGACGGUUAUCCCUUCUGUCAAUACGGUUAUCCGGCUGGCUGGAGAGUAUACGCAUAUCCCCGCUAGUCAGGCAAGCCCCGCCAAGUGCCAGAUGCUUCUGCUGCGGUACGAUUAUUAUCUUAGUGGCAUCGAUGGAUAUGGCGUCUCGCGAUGAGUGAAAAGAACAUCUGCCAACGCUUCAGCAUCGGGUUAAUCAUACUCGGUUUUUUCGGGUCCCAUCUACUUUGCCAUAUAAACAAACUCAUUCGAAAAGAUAUACCAACUUUCACCUGCAUUGAACUAGUGAGGAAAUGGAACCCUGAAAACUAUGAGACGCUCAAGAAGCAGAAUGGCAUCGUUGAUCCACCGAGGUACGGCGCGCUCGGACGGUCUACGGCGAGCCAACGACUCCGGCUGUGCAUAUCGAUUCGAAGCACUGGGGUGUGCGAUCCCCGCUGUUUCACAAUUUUGAGGUGCGAAAGGCCGAUUUCUAUCUCCAUCUGAGGAAGGUCAACAAGCGC
Messenger RNA from Baudoinia panamericana UAMH 10762, 511 nucleotides. RefSeq lists its product as uncharacterized. Lineage: Eukaryota; Fungi; Ascomycota; Dothideomycetes; Mycosphaerellales; Teratosphaeriaceae. The transcript is spliced from 3 exons. The record is from RefSeq and is a predicted model, not a curated record. The coding region runs from base 162 to 494 and encodes 110 amino acids.